Mizuhopecten yessoensis (Yesso scallop) is the source of this 4257-nucleotide messenger RNA. Its product is annotated as 3-oxoacyl-[acyl-carrier-protein] synthase, mitochondrial-like. Gene Ontology annotation, molecular function: 3-oxoacyl-[acyl-carrier-protein] synthase activity. NCBI's taxonomy places the organism in Eukaryota, Metazoa, Mollusca, Bivalvia, Pectinida, Pectinidae. The coding region runs from base 119 to 1513 and encodes 464 amino acids. The record is from RefSeq and is a predicted model, not a curated record. Gene Ontology annotation, biological process: fatty acid biosynthetic process. The transcript has 4 exons.
GUCAGCCUCCAUGGUUGACAGUGCGAGCGAAAACACUCUCCUGGAAUACUAGUACCUUUUGCAAAUACUUGACGUGACAUCCAACGUUUUAGAUGAAGCAUACAUAAUUUUAACAAAAAUGAAUUCAACACUUCUAAAAUGUACCAAGACGGGGAGAAAAAUUGCAAAUUUGCACCGUGUGAAAAUUCACGUUGGAAGGGAGUGUCUAAAUUCCGACAAUCUCCGGACCGUAAAGUUGAGACGUGUUGUUGUGACGGGUUUAGGUUUGGUGACAUGUCUUGGGGUUGGAUCCAGACAUGUGUGGGACAGAAUCAUUAAAGGACAGUGUGGAAUCAGUACAAUCAAGGGACCAGGCUAUGAGAAUGUUCCUUGCAAGGUAGCUGGUUUUGUUCCAAGGGGAAGUAAUCCUGGAGAUUUGCGUCUUGAAGACUACAUGUCCGUCCAAGAGCAGCGUAUCAUGUCUCAGGGUUGUGCAUAUGCACUUGUUGCUACAGAAGAAGCACUGACAGAUGCAGGCUGGGAGCCAAACACCGAGGAGGAGAAGAAUUCCACUGGGGUCGCCAUUGGGAUGGGGAUGGUAGGUAUGGAGGAGACCUACAACACUGGCGUCACACUACGGGAGCGAGGCUAUAGCAGGGUCAGUCCCUUCUUCAUGCCCAAAAUCCUCAUCAACAUGACAGCAGGCAAUGUCAGUGUCAAGUACGGCCUCCAGGGCCCAAACCAUUCAGUGUCGACAGCCUGCACCACAGGACUACAUGCUGUAGGUGAUGCGUUCCGGUUUAUACAGCGUGGGGAUGCUGAAGUAAUGGUGGCUGGCGGGGCAGAGGAGAGUCCAAACCCUCUCUCUGUAGCUGGCUUCUCAAGGAUGAGGGCACUGAGCACAAAAUUCAAUGACAAUCCUCACAAGGCCUCCAGGCCAUUUGACAAAGACAGGGACGGGUUUGUCAUGUCGGAAGGAUCUGGCAUCCUCGUGUUGGAGGAGCUUGAACAUGCGUUGGGGAGAGGGGCGGACAUUUAUGCGGAGAUUUUGGGUUAUGGUUUGUCUGGUGAUGCUAAUCACAUGACUGCUCCACAGGAAGACGGUUCCGGGGCGUACAGGUGCAUGGUGGCUGCUCUGAAGGAUGCACAAAUUUCUAAAAGUGACAUUGGAUAUAUAAACGCUCACGCCACCUCCACACCUUUAGGGGAUCUGGCAGAGAGCAGAGCCAUCUGGCGGCUGUUCGGAGAGACAAAUCCAGAGGUUUUGGUGUCAUCUACCAAAGGUGCCACUGGACAUCUGUUAGGUAGCGCAGGCUGUGUGGAAGCUAUGUUUGCUGUGAUGGCCUGUCAUGGUGGGAAAAUACCACCGACAGUUAAUCUGUGUGAAUCAGAUACUGGGCUCCCAUUAAAGUAUGUUACGCAAAACUCUGUAGACUGGCCAUCAGGGUCAGCAAGACGCUUAGCAGUCACAAACUCUUUUGGAUUUGGAGGUACAAAUGGCAGUCUGUGCAUUGGAAGCUUUAAUAAAAACUGACGUGUUAGAAAUAUGUUUUAUUCAUCUUAAUUAAUUCCAUUUAUCCAGAAUUCUUUGCUUGAAGAAAGGCAGUCUGAUUAAAAUCAUCUGUUACAUGGCUUUGUUAACUUCAUACUAUACCAGUCCUGUUCAAAGUCCUGUAGUACAAAGUUAAUGAAACAAUGUAAGAUUUUAAUCAGAACGGUAGGAAGGUUCAUGUAGCACAAUCAGCAAAGAGUUUAAGUGUGACGUUUCGAUGACUAAAUUAGGACAGCUGCUAAAUGUAAAACCACUGUCAGGGAAUUUCCUACAACUUUUUUCCUGGGUCCGGGGUCCAUGUUAUUGGGAAUUUUUCACACAGUAAAAUGCAAAAUUGCACAAUUUUUUCCAGAAAUUGACCAUCACAUUUCUUGCACCUUCCAAUUUGGAAUUUUAUGACAACAAAUUGGGAAUUAUAGCCAAAUAAUUUUCCACGGGGAAAGCGGUCAUUAUUUGUCCCAAAAUGUUAUUGUAGUAAAAUGCCUGUCUGGUUUCUUACUGUAGGCCUAAAUCGUGAUAUGGGUAUAUAUACGUAACUUGUAUGUAUAUUGUUAAUCGUGAUAUGGAUAUAUAUACGUAACUUGUAUGUAUAUUGUUAAUCAUGAUAUGGGUAUACAUACGUAAUUUGUAUGUAUAUUGUUAAUCAUGAUAUGGGUAUAUAUACGUAACUUGUAUGUAUAUUGUUAAUCAUGAUAUGGGUAUAUAUACGUAACUUGUAUGUAUAUUGUUAAUCAUGAUAUGGGUAUAUAUACGUAACUUGUAUGUAUAUUGUUAAUCAUGAUAUGGGUAUAUAUACGUAACUUGUAUGUAUAUUGUUAAUCAUGAUAUGGGUAUAUAUACGUAACUUGUAUGUAUAUUGUUAAUCAUGAUAUGGGUAUAUAUACGUAACUUGUAUGUAUAUUGUUAAUCAUGAUAUGGGUAUAUAUACGUAACUUGUAUGUAUAUUGUUAAUCAUGAUAUGGGUAUAUAUACGUAACUUGUAUGUAUAUUGUUAAUCAUGAUAUGGGUAUAUAUACGUAACUUGUAUGUAUAUUGUUAAUCAUGAUAUGGGUAUAUAUACGUAACUUGUAUGUAUAUUGUUAAUCGUGAUAUGGGUAUAUAUACGGAACUUGUAUGUAUAUUGUUAAUCGUGAUAUGGGUAUAUAUACGUAACUUGUCUGGUUUCUUACUGUAGUCCUAAAUCAUGACAUGGGUACAUAUAAGUAACUUGUAUGUAUAUUGUUAAUCAUGAUAUGGGUAUAUAUACGUAACUUGUAUGUAUAUUUUUUAUCGUGAUAUGGGUAUAAAUACGUAACUUGUAUGUAUAUUGUUAAUCGUGAUAUGGGUAUAUAUACGUAACUUGUAUGUAUAUUGUUAAUCGUGAUAUGGGUAUAUAUACAUAACUUGUAUGUAUAUUGUUAAUCGUGAUAUGGGUAUAUAUACGUAACUUGUAUGUAUAUUGUUAAUCAUGAUAUGGGUAUAUAUACGUAACUUGUAUGUAUAUUGUUAAUCUUAGCACACAAAUGUGUUAAUGUAAUAAUAAUAAGAACAUCUCACUUACAGGGAAUUUCAGUCUAAAACGCUAUAUUUUGUUUUAUUGCUACAAAAUCUGUCAGCAGUAUAUGUUUUAUGCCCAGUAGCAUAGGGUGCUAUUAGUGUGUCUGUUAUUAUGUCAAUGUACCAGCCCACACUACCAGUGGUAUAGUGGUGAUUGACAAUUAUAAUGAUGUUUAUAUCUCUAGGUCUGUUAUUAUGUCAAUGUACCAGCCCACACUACCAGUGGGAUAGUGGUGAGUGACAAUUAUAAUGAUGUUUAUAUCUCUAGGUCUGUUAGUAUGUCAAUGUACCAGCCCACACUACCAGUGAUAUAGUGGUGAGUGACAAUUAUAAUGAUGUUUAUAUAUUUAGGUCUGAUAUUGUUAUUGGGUUAUUUAUGAAUUGUUUGAGUGUAUAUAUAUAUCUGUUAGGCAGUAUGGAUAUCCAUAUCUGAAGUCUAGUUGAAACAGAUGUCAGAUGUAAUUAUAGAUUCUUGUGAACAAACUUUUCAUGUGAUGAAUAGUUGAAUCUUUCAUACGACUUUGUCCAAAAUUUGUUCUCAAAAAAUUCUGAAUAUGUGUCUACAAAUUUUCUAAAAGAUAACAAAAACUAAUAUUUCCUUUCACAUUUAUUUCCAAGAAUACAACAAGUGACUUGGCAUCAAUAUCAAUAUAAAUAGUAAAAUUAAUUUGACAGCAAAACAAAGUCUAUCACAGUCUUACGGUAACUAUAUAUAUAUCACAGUUAUAAAAAUAUACUCUGGAAUUCCAGUCUUUGUAAGAUUUAGCACUGACAGCAUGUGAUCCAAGGGAGUGUUAUUACCAAUAGAUGAAAAUCCUUAAAGACAAUCGGAAACUUACAAAUCUCACCUAACAAUCCAAAUUCUUUAACAUUAAUGCCAUAAGUGACAUUAUUUAUUUAGAAAAAUGCAUGUUAUUCAGAGUUCUUCAAAUAGCCAUAAUAUAGAAAUGUAAAUUAAAACUGUCGUUCAGUGGUUUAAUAAUAAAUAUGCUAUGAUAUUGGUUUCAUUCCUACAUUCCUGUGGAAAGUUGUAACUCUUGUCACUUCCUUGAUUUAAGAAUAAAUAAUUAAAUCUUGUGUUAAUUUUGGAUUUUGUGUCGAUUAUGAAAUUUGUGACACCAAUGCAAUAGCUAGAGGGGCCAAAAUAGAAUGUGUUUCUGAAAUUAGGAUGACAGGAUGUUGUCAGACAA